UUCAGACACUUCAUUUUCAUCGAUCAAUACAAUAGUUUCACGAUAAGCUAUAACAAAAUGAAUUCCAAAGGGUUACUUUUUCUUACUAUGUUGCUGGCUUCCAUCCUUCUCAUCUCUGCUGAGAAAUCUGAUAAAAAAGAUGAUAAAGCAAAUGGGGUCGAUGAAAGCAAAUAUGACUAUGAUGGAGGUUUGGGUUACGGUGGUCCAUGGCGUGGAGGUUGGGGUUACGGUGAUCCAUGGCGUGGUGACUAUGGUUGGGGAGGUCCAUGGCGUGGCGGCUUUGGUGAUGGCUAUGGUGGCUGGCGUGGCGGAUUGGGUGGUGGUUAUGGUGGCUGGCGUGGUGGUUGGCCUAAAGAACACAGCGAUAUUAAUACUGAUGCUGAACCUCAUAACUAAGCAAGAAAUUCAGCUAAGAGUGGUCUCUUGUUGUACUAUGCAUCACAAUAAAUAAAACUUCAUGUUAAAUGAAGUUAGAAAUGUAAUAAAACGGUUGAUCUUGUGUAUGUUGGAAAUUUAGUUCUUAAUAAAAAUAGAUUUCAUAAAA
Messenger RNA from Medicago truncatula (barrel medic), 544 nucleotides. RefSeq names its product TATA-binding protein-associated factor 2N. The transcript has 2 exons. The record is from RefSeq and is a predicted model, not a curated record. Lineage: Eukaryota; Viridiplantae; Streptophyta; Magnoliopsida; Fabales; Fabaceae. The coding region runs from base 58 to 396 and encodes 112 amino acids.